AUGUCAAAAGCGCCACUUCAUGUUGGUAUCAUUGGGGCCGGCAUGGGCGGGCUCGCUGCUGCCAUUGCACUUGUCCGUGCUGGUAUUGCGGUGACAAUACUGGAGGCGGCUACAGAGUUGGGAGAAAUUGGCGCAGGUAUACAGAUUUUCAGCAACGUGUCACGAUAUCUUAUCCGAUGGGAUGUCGAUGAGAUCAUUGGCGACAACUUGGUCUCAGUCGAUGAAGUACGGACCUGGGGACAUGAUGGUCAUGUAGUGACUCGAGUCGACACCAAACGAGUCAAGAAAGUGACAGGGUUUCCGCAUUGGAUCGCACGGAGAGAUCAUCUCCACGAGGGACUCGUUGAGUCGGCCAAACGACACGGCGUUGAGAUCCUCGUUGGAGCUCGCGUACAGAAAUUAUUCUACACCGAAACCUCGGCGACAGUGACCACCAAUCGUGGCACAGACCACACAUUCGACCUGAUCGUCGGCGCGGACGGCAUCAAAUCGACGAUCCGCAACCAUCUCUUCCCCGAAAUCCAACCACGAGCAACAUCCAAAGUCGCGGCGUACCGGGGUGUCCUAAGCAUCGAAGAGAUCCUGCAAAAAGCGCCCGAAGCGAAACCCAUCCUCACCAACACGAUGGACAUGUGGACGGGGCCCAACGGCUACAUCAUGACCUACCCACUCAGCGGCGGCAAGGAACUCAACGUCGUGACGUCCUUCUGCAAAGAACACGUCGUGACGCAGAUGGAAGAAGUGUCGAUCGACGAAUUCCACGCCUACUACAAAGACUACAGCCCGGCGGUGCAGUCGGUCAUCAAACUCGUCAACUACACGCAACGGUGGCCGCUCCUGACGAUGCCACCACUGGACACCUGGUCGAACCAGCACAAGAACGUCGUCCUCCUCGGCGACAGCGCCCACUGUAUGCAGAACCACAUGGGCCAGGGUGCCGCCACCGCGAUCGAGGACGGCGUGUUCCUCGGCCGCGUCCUCAGCGAGGUCGUGCGCGGCGAGCUCUCCCUCCCCGAGGCUGUCUCCCUCUACGAGCAGAAACGCAUCCCCCGCGUCUGGACCAAGCAGCAAGUCUCCUUCAUCUCCGGCGAGCUGAACAUGUGCUCCGACCCGGAAGCUCUGGAGAAGCGCAACCGCGCCAGUCUGCCCGAAGUCGCACUCGCGCCCUCGUCAGGUUCAAUCCUAAACCCAAACCCAAGUGGAGAUGGAAACAGAAAUAGAGAAACAGAACCACGACCCGCGUUCCCACACCUGCCGCCCUCGUACCGCUCGUGGCAGAUGUUCUCGUCGAUCGACACGCUUCCGUCCGUGUUCAACUACGACGCCGAGGCCGAUGCGGACAACGCCGUCUUCGAGUUUCUCCAGGCCAGGGACAAGGCGAGUGGCCAGGUCGAUGCCUUCACCAUGGUCAGUCGCGCCGUCGAGGCGAAAUGCUGGGCUGCGAUCGAGUUUAAUGGAAUCAAUGCUCUAGGUGGAGGAACGGCUCCAAGGAGCUGA
This is a messenger RNA of Exophiala bonariae, 1497 nucleotides long. RefSeq lists its product as uncharacterized. NCBI's taxonomy places the organism in Eukaryota, Fungi, Ascomycota, Eurotiomycetes, Chaetothyriales, Herpotrichiellaceae. Gene Ontology annotation, molecular function: monooxygenase activity; FAD binding. The coding region runs from base 1 to 1497 and encodes 498 amino acids. The record is from RefSeq and is a predicted model, not a curated record. The transcript has 2 exons.